Molecule: messenger RNA, 1386 nt
Organism: Hirsutella rhossiliensis
Lineage: Eukaryota; Fungi; Ascomycota; Sordariomycetes; Hypocreales; Ophiocordycipitaceae
Product: solute carrier family 35 domain-containing protein
Exons: 1
Coding region: 1-1386 (461 amino acids)
Biological process (GO): transmembrane transport
Cellular component (GO): membrane
Molecular function (GO): transmembrane transporter activity
Source: RefSeq, a predicted model, not a curated record
AUGCAGCCACACGAGCACAACCCCCCGCCCGCCAAGGACAGCUUCGGUGACCCCGUCGCGCACUCGGCCAACGAUGACACCGCCGGCCUCCCUCCGCCGUAUCGUCGCUCCGCCGCCUCGACCGCCGCCGACGACGACAGCCACCGCGGCGCCGUCUCCCCCCUGCCCCCCCCCUCCGACGCCGAGGCCGCCGCCGCCGGCCAGGGCCUCGACCUGCUCGACGCCCGCCCCGCGCGCUGGUACAGCUACCUGGCGACGGCCGACUUCUGGCUCGUCGUCGGCAUCGGCCAGGUGCUGGCGCUCUGCAUCACGGCCACAAACACCUUCACCACGCUGCUCACCGCCGCCGACUUCAAGGCCCCCGCCUUCCAGACCUUCUUCAACUACGCCUUCCUCGCCCUCGCCUACAACGCCCUCUUCCUCGCCCGCGACGGCCCCGCCGCCUGGGCCCGCGCUGCCCGCCGCGACGGCUGGAAGUACUUCGUCAUGGCCUUCCUCGACGUCGAGGGCAACUACUUCACCGUCCUGGCCUACCAGUAUACAAACAUCCUGUCGGCCCAGCUGCUCAACUUCUGGUCCAUUGUCUGCGUCGUCACCGUCUCGGCCCUGCUGCUGCGCGUGCGCUAUCGCCUUCCCCAGCUGCUCGGCAUCGUCGUCUGCUGCGGCGGCAUGGGCAUCCUGCUCGCCUCGGACCACAUGCUGAGACGCAACGGCGGCCCCGGCCCCGACAUGCUCAAGGGCGACCUGUUCGGCCUGCUGGGCGCCACCCUCUACGGCGCCAGCAACGUCCUCGAGGAGUGGCUCGUCAGCAAGGCGCCCAUGCACCACGUCCUCGCCUUCAUCGGCCUGCUCGGCAUGCUCAUCAACGGCGUCCAGGCCGCCAUCUUCGACCGCGCCUCCCUCGCCGCCGCCCGCUGGUCCGGCCCCGUCGCCGCCUGGCUCGUCGGCUACACCCUCUGCCUCUCCCUCUUCUACACCCUCGCCCCGCUCAUCCUGCGCAUGGGCAGCGCCGCCUUCUUCGACAUUUCGCUCCUCACGGCAAACUUCUGGGGCGUCAUCAUCGGCGUCCGCGUCUUCGGCCUCGCCGUCCACUUCCUCUACCCCGUCGCCUUUGUCUGCAUCGUCGUCGGCCUCGCCAUCUACUUCCUCUCCGGCAACGUCCUCGGCGACUCGCGCAAGCCCUGGCUCGGCCGCAACCAGGAGGCCGGCGUCGCCGGCGUCGGCACCGCCAAGCUGCGCGCCAUCAACGCCGCCCGCGCCGCUGCCGCCCAGGCUCCCGAGGAGGGCAUCCGCUCGGGUGCUGACACCGCCGCCGUCGAUGCCGAGUCCCAGCCCGCCCAGCUGCGGGGACUUCUCCGCCUCCGUGGCCUGUUCAAGUCGGAGUGA